Molecule: messenger RNA, 2658 nt
Organism: Chara braunii
Lineage: Eukaryota; Viridiplantae; Streptophyta; Charophyceae; Charales; Characeae
Source: the annotation of a GenBank genome assembly
GUCUAACGGAACGACAUUCCCGCUGCUAUCGCCUCAACUGCCGCGGGAGGGAGGGGAGAUUCAUCACACUGCACGAUACAGGUGCCGACCAUUCCCUGGUGUUCAUGGCCGUUGGAUUGGUCGUGCUUCCAUUGAUUAUUGGCGGAGAUCUAUCUCAGGGGAGUCAUCUUGUGAGGCUAUUGGCGGGCGUGUCGCGCUGGUCGGAUAGAACGCUCGGUUGAUGAGGUUGAGUGGGUGAUGGGUUGAUGAGUUGAUGGACGGAAUUAGAGAGUGAUCGCACCGGUGGAGGCGAAGAAGGAAGGCCUUGGGAGAUUGGGAGAGAGAGGUGAUAGAGUCAGGGGAGGGGGAAAGCAAAGGGAAGGUGGUGGGGGUAGAAGACGGGUGGCAAAAGAGAGGUGAGUGGGUGGCUGUCGUUCGUGCUUGCGCCGUAUACGGUGAGGUAGCAGAGAAGAAGAGGGGGGAGCGGAGAAUGGUGGUGCUCUUCCUGAGCAAAACACCAAUCACUGCGACCAAACGUAGGCGAGAGAGUUCCUUUCCUCGUUCAGGAGGGGAGGGCGAAGGGAGAAGGAGGUGGUGUUGUGUCUGACUAAGAAAGCCAACCAGACAGGAAGGAGACGGUGAGGGAGAGGAUUGGGAGUAGGUGGGCGGGUGGGAGUAGGUGUAGCGUGUAUGCGCUCGCGUUGGGACCGUAUCGCGAAUCUGACUACGAGAUGAUGGCGGAUGCAUUGAGGCUGGAGGUUAUCGGACGAGAGGGAGGAGGAGGGGUAAGCGGUGGUGCUUGCGGCUCUGGCAUGGGCGGCGGCGAUGACGACUCCCUGGACAUGGGGCCUCCGACUACCUCCAGUGGCGCUUGCGCUGGCAUGUCUGAUUCCAGUCUCACCCAGUACUUAGCGUCUUCGAAGAUGAAGAUCGAUGAACUGUUUAUUCAGUGGCUCUCUCUUCCUGAGUCUCAGAAGCUAGUUCUGUCGCUGCUUGAAGAUGCGCAGGCGGGAUUGCCGCUGGUGGGGCCAUCGGGAAGCACUUCGUCGGGGGGAUCGUCGGUGGGCGGAAGCGGACAUGGGGGAGCUGGGGUCGGGGCGUGCUCGCCUCUCUCCCCCUCCAGUUCCCAGAGUCUGUUCGCGGCAACGACUCCGCCGUUGUCCCCCCGCGGCAGCGGCGGAAGCCCCUUGUCUCCGAAAUCCCCCGCUCGGCGGAUGGGUAUGCCAUUUGUAGGCCCUUCGAUCUCGCCGAUGAAGAAGGCUGCGGACACGCGGCACUUCAUCCCGCAGUUCUAUUGGCCCGAGGGACCUCCGGCGGCCAAGGAAGCCAAAUCCCAGUGCGUCUCCAAGGCCAAUCAACUCUUUGCCGCCGGGAAUAACCCCAAUGGAUUGGGUAUGUCGGCCUUCGGCCCUGUGACGAGAGACGUCUGUCGUGUUCCCUCGUUCUUUAACGGCUGCUUGUUCAGAAAGGUGGACUCUGACAACACUGGAUUGGUCUCGAAAGACAAGUUCAUCCAAUUCUGGUGUGAAGGCACUCCUAAUUUGAUGAUGGCGGAUCUGCCGACACGUGUCUUCCACGUGUUGAAGCAGGCCGAUCGAAACUUCCUGGUGCAAGAUGAUUUCCGUCCGCUGCUCAGGGAGUUGCUGGCGACCCAUCCCGGCCUCGAGUUCUUGCACGAGACCCCGGAGUUCCAGGAGAGGUACGCGGAGACCGUAAUCUACCGAAUUUUUUAUCACGUCAACAGAUCAGGCAAUGGCAGAAUCACGCUGAGAGAGCUCAAAAGAAGCAAUUUGAUUUCGGCGAUGAAGCAUGUGGACGACGAGGAAGAUAUCAACAAAGUCUUGAGAUACUUUUCGUACGAACACUUUUAUGUCAUUUAUUGCAAGUUCUGGGAACUCGACUCCGACCACGAUUUCUUAUUAGGGAAGGAUGAUCUGAUUCGUUACGGCCAGCACGCGUUGACGUAUCGGAUAGUAGAACGAAUCUUUAGUCAAGUGGCGCGGAAGUUUACAAGUGGGGUGGAGGGGAAGAUGAACUAUGAAGAUUUCGUAUGGUUUAUAUUGUCAGAAGAGGACAAAACGACGGAGAGAAGUCUGGAGUACUGGUUUAAGUGCAUCGAUUUGGAUUGUGAUGGGAAGAUAACGGCGAAAGAAAUGCAUUAUUUCUAUCGAGAGCAGCUAGAUAGGAUGGAAUGCAUGACACAAGAGCCGGUUCUUUUCGAGGACGUGGUGUGUCAGAUGUCGGACAUGAUAAAGCCGGAGAAAGAUGGGGAGAUAACGUUAAGAGACUUGAAGAGGUGCAAGCUUUCUGGGAGUUUUUUUAAUAUUUUGUUUAAUUUGAAUAAAUUCGUCGCGUUCGAGACGAGAGAUCCGUUCUUGAUUCGCCAGGAGAGAGAGGACCCCACUCUCACAGAGUGGGAUAGAUUUGCGCGCGCGGAAUACGUUCGCUUGUCGAUGGAAGAUGAGGGUGAAGAUGGGUCCAAUGGAAAUGGGGAAGACUGGGAUGAAAACCUCGAGGCACCAUUUUAAUUAAUUAAUGAUCGUUUCCUAUUUGCUCUGCUUGUCUUUCCUUCCAUUUCUCGCUCCUCUCCUUAGUUUGUUAGUGUUUGUAGAUGCAAUAAUGGCGGGAAAACGAACUUUGGCGGGAAUAAUGGCGGGAGAAUAAAGUUUGGCGGGAAUA